UUAAGUCACUUGCUCAAUACAUUUUAUCAGUAUCUCUGUACAAAAAAAAAACACAAUGCCAAGAACCAUGUGGAAAGACUUCCAUCUUUGCUUUCCAUCAAAUCUCAUCAAGCCCUCCUCCAACGCCUCCGAAGAAGAAGCCAACCGGCCACCCAUUCUUCUCAUCAACAACUUCAACAACCUUUACAACGAUACCACCACCACUGGCCACAGCAUAUCUAAGCCUCUUAUUGAACCUUCCUCCACUACAACCACCACAACAUUCACUGCCUCCGCCUCCACCUCCACCUCCACCACCGGUAAUUCCUCGUCCUUCUCCGCCUCCUUGUAUGAGUCUGAUAAUUACGGUAUUGCCCCUGACGACACUCUCCCUCCGGACUUAACCGCCGUUCUUGCCUCACGUCGCUUUUUCUUCUCUUCACCUGGCCGCUCCAACUCAAUCACCGAUUCUCCUGAUCUCCGUCCCCGGUUUGAUCACAAAACUUCCACUGCUACUACCGCUGCUACUAGGCUUCUAACCGGAGGAGCCGCCAUGAAGCAAUGCGUGCAAUCUCCUGAUCCUUACAACGACUUCCGCCGAUCGAUGCAAGAGAUGCUUGACGCCGUUACAGACGCAGGAGAUGCUCGCCGUUACGAGUUCUUGCACGAGCUGUUAGCUAGCUACCUCUCAUUGAACGCAGAAGAUACACAUAAGUUCAUUAUCAGAGCUUUCGCCGACGUUCUCGUCUCUCUCUUAUCGGACGGUCACCGGACUAACUGACGUGGCAAGUUCUUAUGUUAUGUAAAAAACCACUUAUGUUUUUGGGAUUAGCGCUUUAGGACAAAAAAGGAAAUAUAUCAAAUGUAAUAAUUGUGUUAUGAUACGAGAAAAUCGAGAGAGGCGUUCAGUUUUGUCUCGAUCGCAUGCAGUUAGAUUGCUUUUUUAAUUUAGUUUUGUUUUUACCUUCUUAAAUAAAUGAUGAAUCGGGGAUAUCCAUAUGGUAAAA
Molecule: messenger RNA, 986 nt
Organism: Raphanus sativus (radish)
Lineage: Eukaryota; Viridiplantae; Streptophyta; Magnoliopsida; Brassicales; Brassicaceae
Product: transcription repressor OFP12
Exons: 1
Coding region: 56-760 (234 amino acids)
Biological process (GO): negative regulation of DNA-templated transcription
Source: RefSeq, a predicted model, not a curated record